Molecule: messenger RNA, 3709 nt
Organism: Esox lucius (northern pike)
Lineage: Eukaryota; Metazoa; Chordata; Actinopteri; Esociformes; Esocidae
Gene: cstf3
Product: cleavage stimulation factor, 3' pre-RNA, subunit 3
Exons: 20
Coding region: 178-2328 (716 amino acids)
Biological process (GO): mRNA 3'-end processing
Cellular component (GO): nucleus
Molecular function (GO): protein binding; mRNA binding
Source: RefSeq, a predicted model, not a curated record
AGUAAGAGUUCACGUACGCCAUUUUGAGAGAACGGCCAGUCACUCACAGCAGGGUAGGCUGUGUUCCAUACCUGCUGGAGUCGUCGCGCGGUCAUGCGAUAUAGCCGUUUUUAAAUAAAACUAUUUGUAUGUUGACAUUGUUGCAAUUGAACAUAGAAACACUAAGCGUAACCAGUCAUGUCCACGGAAGCAACCGCAGACCAGACAGCGGAGUAUGUCCCAGAGAAGGUCAAGAAGGCAGAGAAGAAGUUGGAAGAAAACCCAUAUGACCUUGACGCAUGGAGCAUUCUGAUUCGAGAAGCACAGAACCAACCUAUAGACAAAGCAAGGAAGACGUAUGAACGACUUGUUGCCCAGUUCCCAAGUUCGGGCAGAUUCUGGAAACUAUUCAUUGAAGCUGAGAUCAAGGCAAAAAACUAUGACAAGGUAGAAAAGUUAUUUCAGAGAUGUCUGAUGAAAGUGUUGCACAUCGACUUGUGGAAGUGCUACCUCUCCUACGUCCGAGAGACCAAAGGGAAGCUGCCCAGUUACAAAGAGAAGAUGGCCCAGGCGUAUGACUUUGCGCUGGAUAAAAUUGGGAUGGAGAUCAUGUCCUACCAGAUAUGGGUGGAUUACAUCAACUUCCUCAAAGGAGUUGAAGCGGUUGGUUCAUAUGCUGAAAACCAGCGAAUCACAGCUGUGCGCAGGGUCUACCAGAGGGGCUGUGUGAACCCCAUGAUCAACAUUGAGCAGCUUUGGAGAGACUACAGCAAGUAUGAGGAGGGCAUCAAUGUGCAUCUGGCUAAGAAGAUGAUCGAGGACCGCAGCAGAGACUACAUGAAUGCUAGGAGGGUGGCCAAGGAGUAUGAAACGGUGAUGAAGGGCCUGGAUAGGAACGCCCCAUCAGUGCCUCCGCAGAACUCCCCCCAGGAGGCGGUGCAGGUGGAGAUGUGGAAGAAGUACAUCCAAUGGGAGAAGAGCAACCCCUUACGCACUGAGGACCACACGCUCAUUACUAAGAGAGUGAUGUUCGCCUACGAGCAGUGCCUGUUGGUGCUGGGCCAUCACCCUGACGUGUGGUACGAGGCGGCCCAGUUUCUGGAGUACUCCAGCAAGCUCCUGGCAGAGAAGGGGGACAUGAACAACUCCAAGCUGUUCAGCGACGAGGCAGCGAACAUCUACGAGCGUGCCAUUGGAACUCUACUGAGGAAGAACAUGCUGCUGUACUUUGCAUUUGCCGACUAUGAGGAGAGUCGAAUGAAGCACGAGAAGGUCCACAGCAUCUACAACCGUCUGUUGGCCAUCGAGGACAUCGACCCCACCCUGGUCUACAUCCAGUACAUGAAGUUUGGCAGGCGGGCCGAGGGCAUCAAGUCGGGACGCAUUAUCUUCAAAAAAGCCCGGGAAGACAUGCGCACGCGCCACCAUGUCUAUGUGACAGCAGCACUAAUGGAGUACUACUGCAGCAAGGACAAAUCGGUGGCCUUUAAGAUAUUUGAGCUGGGCUUGAAGAAAUAUGGAGACAUUCCAGAGUAUAUACUUGCGUACAUUGAUUACCUCUCGCACCUUAACGAGGACAACAACACUAGAGUUCUAUUUGAGCGUGUUCUCACCUCAGGAAGCCUGUCGCCAGAGAAGUCUGGUGAGAUCUGGGCCCGGUUCCUAGCCUUCGAGAGUAACAUCGGGGACCUGGCCAGUAUCCUGAAGGUGGAGCGCAGGCGUUUCACUGCCUUCCGGGACGAGUAUGAAGGCAAGGAGACGGCGCUGCUUGUGGACCGGUACAAGUUUAUGGACCUGUAUCCCUGCUCCGCUAGUGAACUCAAAGCCCUUGGAUACAAGGAUGUGUCCCGUGCCAAACUGGCAGCACUGCUCCAGACUGAGACAGUGGUGACCCCGUCCGCUCCCACGCAGAAGGACGAAGCGGACCGCAAGCCAGAGUACCCCAAACCUGACACCAACCAGAUGAUCCCCUACCAGCCACGCCACCUCGCCCCCCCUGGACUGCACCCUGUACCGGGAGGAGUGUUCCCGGUCCCCCCUGCCGCGGUUGUCCUAAUGAAGCUACUGCCUCCACCCACCUGCUUUGUGGGUCCCUUUGUGCAAGUGGACGAGCUGAUGGAAAACUUCAGGAGAUGUACACUACCAGAGACUGUCGACGCGGCUGUGGAGUUGAUCACCGGCCGGCAGCCUGACGCCAGCGGAGAUGGCAACGGCCCCAUGGAAAACCACGCCGUGGCCAAGUCCCUGAAGAGACCCAACGCGGACUCGGACGAAGAGGAGGACAAGGGCGCCGUGGCCCCGCCCGUACACGACAUUUACCGCGCUCGCCAGCAGAAGCGAAUCCGGUGAACCCAUACUGGCACAUGCCGACUUGGGAUGGACUCUGUACAGGAAUGUUACCCAUACCGCCGGCCACGAAGGCUGGCGGAUCUCAAGUUUCCCUGGAUGAUUAGUUCUCUCGAAUCGUCGUUGGUCCCUCCCUCUCCACACACACACACACUCGCACCUUUUAUUUUUUUUGUUUUUUUUUUGUGUUUUUUUUUUAACAGUUUUAUUUUUUUAAACUGUGUGACUUAUACUGUACAAAGUUUUUAAUUCAACCCUUGAUUUGACACUCAGCUCAGCUUUUUCACCUUGUGAAGCUCUGACGAUGAUUAUUGGAAUCAACCUGUUUUUGUAGUCAAAUGGAGAGAACACAUUUCCUUCCAAUAAAAAAGGGGGCGAAAAAAAAACAAUUCAAAACUGGCUGCUGUCUUUUAUAUAAUGGAAAUGUACUUUUAUUUUCCUUUUGAAGUCAUGCUGACUGAAAAACAUGGAUAGCUUUGGCUUGACAUUUGUCAUGUUCACCACUAGGGUGCAGUAUGGAGCUGUAAUAACAUAAAUGGGUUCUUGUGUGUGGUGCAGGUAGAAGGAUGUCUCUGCUCUCAAUCCGUGCCAUUAUAGCAUCUGUUCCAGAGCGGUCAGGGGUGUUUUCUCCUAGUCCCUGUGGCCUUAAGAACUCCUCAGCGGUGGAACUGACAAGACCUGACUCCCAUCUAUGUAAUCACAUUCAAUGCCUUCAUUAUGGGAUCUGCUUGGCACCUAGACUCUCACUAUCUGUGUACAAGGUCUGAGAGAGAGGUCUGCUUGUGGUCACUAACCGGCCUGUUUACACAACUGACCUGGGCAUUUAAAUCUGUUUUGGGUUCGGGUGCAGUUAAGACACUGGUGUGUGUGGUGUGUCUGAAGUGUGUGCAGACAUACAAGAAGUUAGGGAUUUUUUUUUUUUUUUUACAAAUGCUUUUCCAAAAGAUAAAUAUUAGAUUUCUCAAUAUUCAAUUUCGAAGAUGUGAAUUUUUUUAUAAUAGACAGUUCUUUGCCAUAUUAGACUAAUAAAAUAGUUUGUAGCCUUUUCACUGAGCAGUAAGUGUUUAUUUGCAUGUAAACCAGUAUAUAGCAUUAGAAUAAAUACAAAUAAAAAAAGUAAUAGUAAUUAAUUUUGAUAUCAAAAAGGUAGUUGAGAUAAGCACAUCAGAUAAAUUAAUACUUUGUGAAUGUAGAAGCAAUGUCAUAAAAAGAUUUGAAGAAACCAGGGGUGUUGAAGGCUGGUUGGAACCCUGAAUGCUUGAAUAUACACUUAUCUUUAAAAAUGAAACAUAUGUGAGUAUGUCUUUUGAAUACAGGUGAAUAUAAUUCAUAUAUUUUAAAAAGUAUUUGAACCCAGGUCUGAGGCACACAAUCUCCUUCCAAC